UGUGAAACCAUGUGAACUAUAGUAUCGACAGUGCCAAUCAACAUGGCCACGGACUGUAUGCUUGUUUUUUGAUACUAUCUUGAAAUAUUUCGAUUUGUGUGUAGUAAACAAAAUUCAUGUAAAUAUUAUAAUGUAAAUGUUGCAAAAUUGAUAGAAGUAUUAUUUUCCUAUUGUUGAUUCAAAUUCGCUUCAUCAUGGCUGAUAAAAGACAGCAUAGUUUAUCGAAAGAGGAAAUAGCAAAGCAGUUUAUGCUGCCAGAGAGAAAAAGCAAAAUCGCAACGUUGUUAAAACAGGAUGGUCAAGCGUAUUGUAUUUGCAGAAGUUCCGACAGUUCUCGCUUUAUGAUAGGAUGUGAUGCAUGCGAGGAAUGGUACCAUGGUGAUUGCAUAAAUAUAACUGAAAAGGAUGCAAAACAUAUUAAACAAUUCUUCUGUGUCCGCUGUAGAGAGGAGGAUCCAACUUUGAUAACGCGAUACAAACCACGUAGAACUGAUCAGGAUGACAGAAAACAUAGAAAAUACAAAGAAAAGGAGAGAGGACAUCGAUACGAAUAUGACGCGCCUUGGGGUCCUAGUGAAAAAAAAUCCUCCAAGCGUUGCGGAGAAUGUACAGGAUGCCUACGCACAGAAAAUUGUGGAAAGUGUGACGCUUGCAGGCAUUUGAAGAAAUUUGGACCUUCGGUGCGCCUGAAACUCAGAUGUAUUCAACGAACCUGCCGUAUACUAGGCGACCCGCUGAAACCUUCGAAAAGUCUGAAUAAGGGAACGAAAUUGACCAAAAGGCGAAGGAGAGACUCGAGUAACGAAAGAAAUGAAUAUUUGGAGCCACCGCGCCACUGUUAUGGACCCGCGUGCAUGAAGCAAUCGCGACCUGGUAGUAAAUAUUGUUCCGACGAUUGCGGUCUGAAACUGGCGACGAGCAGGAUCUAUCAGGUUCUUCCGCAGCGAAUACAGGAAUGGUCAUUGACUGCAUGCAUCGCGGAGCAAAAUAAUAGACGCGCUCUGGAAGCCGUGAGGAAGCAACAGCACGACGUCCGCAGGAUACUGCAGGAAUUGGAAAAAAGACAUGUUGAGUUAGACCGUAUUGUUGAACGCGCGAAGCACGCGUCUAUUGAUCCACAAGCCGAAGUGGACGAUAAUGAUGACACAGAGAGCAGCAUGUACUGUAUCACGUGCGGCCAUGAAGUUCACUCGAGAACCGCAAUUAAACAUAUGGAAAAAUGUUUCAAUAAGUAUGAAUCGCAGGCAUCUUUCGGUUCGAUCUUCAAAACACGUAUCGAGGGCCAAGUAAUGUUUUGCGACUUUUACAAUCCGGGGAACAGAACUUACUGCAAGAGACUGCGCGUUCUCUGCCCCGAACAUUGUAAGGACCCGAAGAUCGGUGACACCGAGGUGUGUGGCUGUCCAUUGGUCACGAAUGUGUUCGAUGCUACGGGUGAGUUCUGUCGCGCGCCUAAGAAGAGCUGCGUGAAACACUAUAUGUGGGAAAAGCUACGACGAGCGGAGAUUGAUAUGGAGAGAGUGAGACAGUGGCUGAAGAUUGACGAACUCGUGGAGCAGGAGAGACAAAUACGAUCGAACAUGGCGACGCGAGCCGGUGUAUUGGCUCUAAUGUUGCAUUCCACUUAUAAUCACGAAUUAAUGGAACAGAUGACGCAGGAACAGAGCAGAGAACAACUGCAGGCGAUGGAGGAAGAACUGCAAAGGAGAUAUGGCGUACAUCAGAAAGAACAGUGCAUAGAUCAGUGAUAAUCUUUCUUCCUCAUUACUUAUGUUAGAUCUAUAUUUUUCAACUGCACUUUUACUCAUUUUUAUUUAUUUCUUUUUAUUUCUGCUCAUAAAUAAAUGUAUACAUGUUUGAAAUCGAAAAAUAUGAAAGUGCAGUUAAAUGAAAUAGAUCUAGAAUUAUUAUUUCAACGUUUGUCUUGUCUACGUGUAGCAUGGUCAAUAGUUUUCCUAUUUAUAAUAAUUGCCGAUAUAAUCAAUUGAUAUAAUCACGGACUCAGGACGAAAAGAAUAAAGUUAGGUAAUUGAUAUGACGGUUGUACGUUGUACUGUAAUGUAAAAUUUGUAAUGUAAUGUGUGUAUGUAUCAAUUAUAUUACGUAUCUGUAAUAGUAAGAUUAAGUUUAUAUGGAUAAAUAUAGAAUCUUUAAAGCUUGUAUAUCUGCCAUUUUUUAAAAUAAAUUUACAUGCAAUCCGAGUAUAUUCUGGCGUUACGCUUU
Messenger RNA from Pogonomyrmex barbatus (red harvester ant), 2223 nucleotides. Its product is annotated as CXXC finger protein 1. Gene Ontology annotation, biological process: positive regulation of DNA-templated transcription. Gene Ontology annotation, cellular component: Set1C/COMPASS complex. Gene Ontology annotation, molecular function: DNA binding; zinc ion binding. The record is from RefSeq and is a predicted model, not a curated record. NCBI's taxonomy places the organism in Eukaryota, Metazoa, Arthropoda, Insecta, Hymenoptera, Formicidae.